AUGUCUGAGCGAGAACAAUCAUCGUCUGGACCUCCGAAGUCUGUACGGCCGACGAUCACUUUGCCGGCUCGGAGUUCAAUGGAUAAUUAUUUUAUCGGCGGUCCAGGAGCGAGCCCAGGUCCGAUGACUUUGGUUUCCAGCUUCUUUGCUGAAAAUGAACCAGAAACUGACUUCCGGUCGUUUUCACAACUGCUUGCCGGCGCCAUGGCGUCUCCCACCGCGGUGCCAAAUGUCAGGCGUGACUUUCCUCCGUCUCAGGAUGCGGCAGUUCAUAGGAAUUCUGUCGGUGAUGUGUUUCAGCUGAAUAGGCCGGCGGGUUUGGUGGCGUCGGAGCAACUGGGCGUGUUUACCAUACCGCCAGGAUUGAGUCCGGCAGGGUUGCUUGAUUCGCCGGGAUUCUUUCCACCGGCUCAGGGUCCUAAUGGGAUUUCUCAUCAAAAAAUGCUGUCUCAAGUUUCGGCUCAGGCUCUGGCUCGACAACAGAUGCCGCCCCCGAUUGCCAGCCAUAACAUCACGAAGGAGUUAUCGGACAUUUCUCAUUCUGAUCAGACAUAUCAACCUUCUAACUUGACCGUUGAUAAACCUGCAGAGGAUGGGUAUAAUUGGCGCAAGUACGGGCAAAAGCAAGUGAAGGGCAGCGAGUAUCCUCGAAGCUAUUAUAGAUGUACGCAUUCAAAUUGUCCGGUCAAGAAGAAAGUCGAACGGUCUCUUGAGGGACAAAUAACUGAGAUCAUAUACAAGGGACAGCAUAAUCAUCAGCCACCCAGUAAGCGUGGAAAUUCGAAUGGAACCUUGAAUGUUCAAGGGAGCUCUGAGGAGUUGCCUUCUUAUUCGUUGUCUACUAAAGAAAGGGAAUCGAGCCAGGUUACACUGGAACAUGUAUCUGGAUCAAGUGACAGUGAGGAAGUGGGUAAUGCUGCAACUAGAGUCAAUGGAAGGGAUGAUGAUGAACCACAAUCCAAGCGAAGGAACAUAGAGGUUCAGACGUCAGAACAAGUAUCGAACCAUCGGACAGUUACAGAACCUAGGAUCAUUGUUCAGACGAUCAGUGAAGUUGACCUUUUAGAUGAUGGUUAUAGGUGGCGAAAAUACGGCCAGAAGGUCGUUAAAGGAAACCCUUACCCAAGAAGCUACUACAAGUGCACUAGCGUCGGCUGCAAUGUCCGCAAACAUGUUGAAAGGGCUCCAAGCGACCCAAAAGCCGUCGUAACAACAUAUGAGGGCAAGCAUAAUCACGAUGUACCUGCUGCCCGCAACAGCAGCCACAGCGCUGCUAACGCUACUUCACAGGCAAGACCCCUCAAUACUUUGAUUGAUAUGCAAUCUGCAAAUAGAAGAACAGAAUUUGGGAACAAUGAGCAACAGUGUAUUGCACUCUCUGGAUUCAAAGAAGAACAAAUAAAUUAA
Fraxinus pennsylvanica is the source of this 1407-nucleotide messenger RNA. Lineage: Eukaryota; Viridiplantae; Streptophyta; Magnoliopsida; Lamiales; Oleaceae. The record is from the annotation of a GenBank genome assembly.